GGACAUAGCAACGCUACAGGAUAUAAACAACAUUUUACUGAUGAAAUAAAUUGCUUGGCUUAGCAUGUCGAGCAGAGCUAGCCGAAGUGCCCACAGUGGCAGGUCGUUUACGGCUAACAAAACAAGAGAAAACCCAACAGCAUCAACAGGGCAGGCUUACCCAGAGAUUAAACAGAGAGGAUUUUACUCAGAUAUCAUUGGAUCUGAUGCUCAUUCAAGACUUGAUGAUGUGAUUUCCGGCCCACCAACAGCGCAUGGUACACUAUGGACAGUUGCAAAGGAGAAACAUACACCUAAAGUGACAGCUUUUGAAUCAAAGGUUGAAGUUUCCGAGGCACUGAAAGAGCAGUCUUAUGGACCGACUACAGCCAUCACAGCUAUCUCGGAUUUUCCAGUGCAGUCGUAUGAACCGAAAGUUCAGCUUCCGUUCUACGCAAAACCCGGAGAAUGUCCAAGAAAGAUCGAGAUUGAAAGGAAACGUCGCCUAUAUGGGAACCUAGACUUGAGUGAGUUACUUGUAGAUGAAGGGAUACAGUCUAACUUAUUGAUGCCCAAAGAACCCAGCGAUGAGGUCGUUGAGUUGAACAAACCAGGACAGGACCCUGCCCCCUUCCCACCAUUUCUACCACUAGACAUCUUCGACAAUAUGGAGUUUGAUUGCCGGACUCCUGAAGAGUGGAUUAAUAUGGGCUUUGAGAAUGGAGUGAGAAAGCCUGUACCGGGCGAGGCUUUGUUGCCCAAGAAAGACUCUGAUGCCGAAUUGUCGGAGCGCGAUCCGAGGAUCGUCUACGCCUGGUUUGAUGUCGGAGUCCUGGAUUAUGACACAGAGAAAAAACUUUACCUCGUACAGAAGGUGAACAGACAGAAUAGAGUGGUGGACACUGCUGGAAAACCCAUUGUGAAUGGAGGAAUAAGAGAAGACGGGACCAGAAUCACCCUACCGACCCAAUACUGGAUUCCCCGGGUGAGACUGAUGUUUAAAGCUGAGGACCCCAGGGUGUUUACAAAGAGGGUUGCAGAUGCCUUCAGACUGCGGAAGCACACUGAAGCUGUCCUGCGCUACAACAUGUACAUUGACUGUAUGCCGAUGGACGGUGUGGGAGAGUUGGACCAAGCCUCCCUUAAACGCAUGGUGGAGUGGGCGAAAAGCUCUCCAGGACUCUCAAAGGACAAGGGACUCGAGGAUGGAAUUCAGGCUUUGGAGAAGGAAGCAAACAUUGACUUCUGCCGUUCAAUGAACCGUAUCAUCUUUGACAAGAUAAUUGAGCAGGAUGACUCAACCUUUGCCUUUGUAUCAGUGCCCCAGCCUGAUACCAGACCUGUACCCUUCAAAGCAUGCUGCACAGAUGUCCCCACUUAUGACUACGAUGCUGUGUACGACGCAUUUGCCUUUAACUCGCUUCUGACCAGGGUUGAGAGCAUCAAGGCCACAGGGACGGUCGCUGUCGAAUGCAAUGAGGUCGGGAACAAAUGUCUCUACCAUGUUCCUACCACCAAACCAAUGAGGAUUGAGGAAUUUGAGCAGACGCAGGCACAAGUCACAUCUCAGGUGUCACUGUUCCUGAAGGACUCCUGGAUCUCCACCCUCCGUGCCGCCAUCCGCACAAAACUCCGGGAUGUAGGCAAGGGCUGGUUCAACAUUCAUGAGACAAACUUCGAGGUGUACCAGAUCUCCAAGCUGAAAAAGUUUAUGGAGAUGGUGAAAUUCAUGAUGCAGGACUCGAUGAGAUUCCUAGUCCAGAACUCCCUGAACUUGUUCACCCAGAUGAUUCUGGAUGCCUGCCACUCAACGAUGUCCCUCCCUGAAGACUUUGUCUGGGGAAAGGACGUCAUCUCUAGCACCUACAGACCGCGCAGGAAUGCCCUGUUCCUGGUGGACCUCCAACUCGACCAGCAAGGUGUUCACUACAGCACCAAUUUGAACAAUUUUGAGACAGUGCUGGUUGGCCUGUUUGACAAGGGAAUCCAGGCAACGCAGAGUGUUCCACAGCUGGAGAAGCGUAUCCUAGAGAACAUUUUCUGGUCAGGCGAGCCGCUGUUGGAAUCUGUUGGUGAACAUGAACCCCACGUUGAAGAGCUACGGGAAAGCAUCCGGCGGGCAAUCCGCAAGGCGCUCAUUCCGAUGAAGGCAUAUGCUCAGGAAUAUGAGAAAUAUCUGGAGAUCAUGAACCUAGAUAUCAAUGUGUACAUCAGAGAAUACGAGGCUCAGAACCACACAGCCCUCGAAGUGAAACAAGAAGUCGAGAUGCACUUGAAGGAGAAAGAGAUCAUCGAGGCCACGAUCCCAAGCAACAUCACAAUCGGACCUUUCUGGAUCAACACAGACUCUGUGAGGCAGAAUCUCUCAAAGAAGAGGAAGAAUCUGAGCAAUGCGGUACUGGAGUACUUGGCCAGGCAUUUGCGGAAACAGGCUGAUGAGGCCUGUGAAGAGUUCAAAGCCAUUAGCCGCAAGUUGUAUGACAAAUGUAACUGCAUAGAGGAGCUGUCUGAGAUGAGGGAAUGGAUGAAGGGAAUUCCAGAAAAACUCAAGGAACAUCAGGAUCUCAUUGACAAGGCUAUGGACGACUAUGAGCUGAUUGAGGACUUUUACUACAAUCUCUCACAAGAAGACUUCAACUUGAAGUGGACAGCUAUUGGGUGGCCUCACAAGAUCGAGGUACAGAUGGAACAGACUGAAACACAAUUGGAAGAAGAUGAAGAAAGAUUCAGGAAACUUCAAAGCUCCGACCAAGGCAACUUCAAUGAUCGCCUUGACACGCUCCAGAUGGUGGUCGCUGGCAUGGCGGCUCACAGUGAUAUCUCGAAGGCACAUGAAAUUGCCAAUGAGGUCCGACGUGUCACCAAGCAACUGAAGGAAGCCCAGGGUCUAGCCAGCACAUAUAACAACAGGGAGAGACUGUUUGGCAUGCCUGUCACCAACUAUGACAAACUGGGAAAGCUUGUCAAGGACUUUGAGCCAUUCCGUAACCUCUGGGUCACCUCGUCUGAUUGGCUGCGCUGGCACGAGUCGUGGAUGAACGACCCGCUGACCGCGAUUAACGCUGAGGAGUUGGAGAAAAACGUCAAUGAUGCUUACAAGAUUAUGCAUAAAUCUGUAAAGUUGUUCCAAGAUAUUCCAAGCGUGCAGCAGAUUGCCCAGGAAGUGAAAGGCAAGAUUGAGGAGUUCAAGCCCUUCAUUCCCCUCAUCCAGGGUCUCAGAAAUCCCGGCAUGAGGAGCAGACAUUGGGAUAAUCUAUCAGCUGAGCUUGGUUUCACAGUGGUUCCCAAGGCCAACCUGACAUUCAGCAAAUGUCUCGAGAUGAAUCUUCAAGACCACAUUCAGACCAUUGCCAAGGUGGCUGAGGUUGCUGGCAAGGAAUACUCCAUUGAACAGGCCCUGGACAAGAUGGAAAAAGAAUGGGACCCAGUCCAGUUUGAAAUUAUGCCAUACAAGGAAACUGGUACCUACAUUCUUCGCUCAUCUGAAGACACGUCCCAGUUACUGGACGACCACAUCGUGAUGACACAGAGCAUGUCGUUCUCGCCGUACAAGAAACCGUUCGAGGAGCGCAUCAACACGUGGGAGAAUAAGCUUACUACUACACAGGAUGUGUUGGACGAGUGGCUGAACUGUCAACGCGCCUGGCUGUAUUUGGAGCCCAUUUUCUCUUCUGACGACAUUAAUCGGCAGCUGCCGGUGGAAAGCAAGAGAUACGCCACGAUGGAGCGUAUGUGGCGUAAGAUCAUGAAGAAUGCCAAGGAAAAUCCUCAGGUGAUCUCCCUCUGCCCGGACAAUCGUCUCCUUGACAACCUGAAGGAGUGCAACAAACUCCUGGAGCAGGUCCAGAAGGGAUUGUCUGAGUACCUCGAGACAAAGCGUAACGCCUUUCCACGCUUUUACUUCUUGUCUGAUGAUGAACUGCUUGAAAUCCUCUCACAGACUAAAGAUCCGACAGCAGUACAGCCUCAUCUUAGGAAGUGCUUCGAAAACAUUGCUAAGCUUCGCUUUGAGGAAGAUCUCCAAAUGUCCCGUAUGUACUCCGGGGAAGGUGAGGAGGUGGAAUUCCGCGGGAAAAAGCUCUACCCCACGGGAAAUGUGGAAGAUUGGAUGUUGGAGAUAGAGUCGAGCAUGAAGGAAAGUCUAAGGCAGAUCAUCAAGGAAAGUCUUGGGGACUACGAGAAGACUCCUCGUACAGAGUGGGUGCUGAAAUGGCCUGGCCAAGUGGUUUUGGCUGGCUGUUCAACAUACUGGGCCACCGGGGUUACUGAGGCACUAGAGAACAAGAAUAUCAAGGACUUCUUCCAUAAUUCCAUCCUGCCUCAGCUAGAUGAUCUUCGAGAGCUGGUGAACACCAAGAUAUCCAAGAUUGGGCGCAUGACGCUGUCUGCGUUGAUCGUCAUUGAGGUGCACGCUCGUGACGUGAUCAUCAAGAUGUUGGAGAACAAUGUGGAGAAUGUGAAUGACUUCGAGUGGAUCAGCCAGCUCAGGUACUACUGGCACGAUGACAAUCUCUGGAUCCGAGCUGUGAACGCAGAAUUUCCAUACGGAUACGAGUACCUGGGAAACACGAUGCGUCUCGUUAUCACCCCUCUCACUGACAGGUGUUACCUGACCUUGACCGGUGCCCUGCAUCUCAAGUUUGGUGGCGCCCCUGCUGGGCCCGCAGGAACAGGAAAGACAGAAACUACAAAGGAUCUUGCCAAGGCUAUGGCCAUCCAGUGUGUGGUGUUCAACUGUUCUGACCAGCUUGACUUUAUGGCCAUGGGCAAGUUCUUCAAGGGUCUUGCCAGUGCGGGAGCGUGGGCGUGUUUUGACGAGUUCAAUCGUAUCGACAUUGAGGUGUUGUCUGUGGUCGCUAUGCAGAUUACGACCAUUCAGAAAGCCCUAACACAACGGCUGGACAGGUUCGUGUUUGAAGGUGUUGAGCUGCUGCUGAGGCAGUCCUGUGCCGUGUUCAUCACCAUGAACCCUGGAUAUGCUGGCCGUACAGAACUGCCAGACAACUUGAAGGCCCUGUUCCGACCUGUAGCUAUGAUGGUACCAGACUACGCCUUGAUUGCUGAAAUCUCGCUGUUUUCCUUUGGGUUUUCCGACGCCAAGCACCUCUCCAAGAAGAUUGUCUCCACCUUCAAGCUUUCUUCUGAACAGCUCAGUUCUCAGGAUCACUACGAUUUCGGUAUGCGAGCUGUGAAGUCUGUGAUUUCCGCAGCUGGAAAUCUGAAGAGACAGUUCCAAACCAUGGAAGAGGAACUGAUUGCUCUGCGCGCCAUCCGAGAUGUGAAUGUGCCAAAAUUCCUGGUGGAUGACUUGAAGCUCUUCAAUGGUAUCGUAUCCGAUCUCUUCCCCAACAUCAAGGAGCAGCCUAUCGACUAUGGUACUCUGGAUGUUUCUCUGAGGAAGAACUGCACCAAGCUGGGGAUCAAAGAUGUAGAAGGUUUUAUCAACAAGUGUAUUCAGCUGUUUGAGACAACUGUUGUCCGUCACGGUCUGAUGUUGGUCGGUCCUACUGGAUCAGGAAAAACUAAGUGCUACGAGGUGUUAAAGGCUGCCCAGACAGCCCUAACAGGUGAAAUGUCGCCCGCAGGGUUCCAGUUUGUUCCCACCCAUACCUACGUGCUGAACCCGAAGUCCAUCACCAUGGGUCAGCUGUACGGAGAGUUUGACGCGCUGACUCAUGAAUGGACUGACGGUAUCUUGUCAACGUUGAUCCGUGGCGGUGCAGGCGCCACUAAUGAGGACAUGCGGUGGUACGUGUUUGACGGCCCAGUGGACGCGGUGUGGAUUGAGAGCAUGAACACCGUGCUGGACGAUAACAAGAAACUCUGUCUCAGCAGUGGAGAAAUCAUCAAACUCACUGAUCACAUGACCCUGAUGUUUGAAGUCGCUGAUUUAGCUGUAGCAUCGCCCGCUACUGUGUCUCGCUGUGGUAUGGUGUACCUCGAGCCCAGCUACAUCGGGCUUCCACCGUUCGUCGAAUGCUGGAUUAGGACCAUUCCUGAAAAUAUCUACCCAUACAAGGAGCAGAUUGAAGCUCUGUUUGAGAAAUUCAUGGAGCCAGCCAUAGACUUUGUGCGCCACCAUGUGAAGGAGAUCGUAGGAACUGUUGACUGCAACCUCGUGUUCAGUCUUCUCAAACUCCUUGAGUGCUUCUUUACGCCGUUCACACCAAAGGAGGAUUUGUUUUCCGAACGUUCCAUGAGGAAAGUGGGUGAGAAACCGAUCCCCGCCGAGCGACUUGCGAGAAUAUCGGAACUUAUCGAGCCAUGGUUCAUAUUCGCCCUGACAUGGUCAAUUGGAAUGACCGGCGACCAUGACAGCCAACUGAAGUUCUCUAAUUGGCUGAAAGAAAAGAUGAAGAAGGAGGGAAUCAAGUUGCUGUACCCGGAAGAAGGGACAGUGUUUGGCUACAACCUCGAUGAUGCUGGUAUCAGCAGCUCUGAGAGUGACGACGCCCUUGAUGAUGAAGACAAGAAGGAUAAAAAGGUUCGCUGGGUCGGUUGGAUGGACGAUAUGGAAGAGUUCACCAUCCCACCGGAGACUAAAUUCUCCGACAUCAUCGUGCCGACAAUCGAUACCAUACGCAGCUCUCAUCUGCUUGAGAUGCUUCUCGUUAACAAGAAAACGGUGAUGUGUGUAGGGCCCACAGGAACAGGAAAAACCCUGACGAUCAUUGACAAGCUCACUCGACAAAUGCCAAAAGAGUACAUCCCAGAUUUCAUCGUCUUCUCGGCCAAAACAAGCGCCAACCAGACACAAGAUCUCAUUGAUGGGAAGCUUGACAAGAGGCGUAAGGGUGUGUUUGGUCCACCACUGGGGAAAUACUUUGUCUUCUUCAUUGACGACUUGAACAUGCCCGCUCUGGAGACAUAUGGCGCCCAACCACCCAUCGAGCUGAUAAGACAGUACUUGGACUUCAAGGGAUGGUACGACAGAAAGGCAAUUGGUGAGUUCCGCAAGCUAGUGGAUGUCAACUUUGUGUGCGCUAUGGGACCCCCUGGGGGAGGCAGAAACCCGACGACACCCCGUCUACUGCGACACUUCAACUUCCUCAGCUUUGUAGAGAUGGAGGACUCCAGCUUGAAGAAUAUCUUCGGGACUAUCCUCAAGUCAUGGAUCAGCCAGAACAACGGCAUCGCCAAUUUCAAGGACCAGUUGACAAUGACAACCAUCUCAGUGUAUAACACAAUCAGCGCGCAGCUACUGCCAACCCCGGCCAAAUCCCACUACACAUUCAACUUGAGAGAUCUGUCAAAGGUCUUCCAGGGAAUUCUCAUGGCAGAGGCUGGAAAAAUCGAUGGCCUUGCCUCGCUGCUCCGUCUCUGGUACCACGAGUCCUGCCGAGUGUUUGCGGACCGUCUCGUAAAUGAUGAGGAUCGUGACUGGUUUGAUAAUCUCUGUAAGGAAAAGAUGAAGAGUGACUUUGCGGCUAAUGUAGAUGAAGUGAUAAACAAUGACUUGAUUUUGUAUGGUGAUAUUCUUUCAACAAAUGUGGAAAACAAGGUCUAUGCUGAGAUCACAGAUCAUCCUAAGCUCCAGAAGACGUGUGAAGAUCUCCUUGAAGACUACAAUCAGAUCAACACGGCCCAGAUGAACCUUGUGCUGUUCAUGGAUGCGCUCAAACACGUGUCUCGUAUCUCCCGGGUAAUCCGUCAGCCUCUUGGUAAUGCUCUACUGCUCGGGAUGGGCGGAUCUGGUCGACAGAGUUUGACACGCCUGGCUGCUCAUAUGGCUGAUUAUGAGUGCGUCCAAGUUGAAUUGGCCAAGAACUACGGCUUCAAUGAGUGGAGGGAAGACUUACGUAAAGUCAUGAUGAAGGCCGGCCUGGAUAACAACCCAACUGUCUUCCUCUUCAGUGACACCCAGAUCAAGAGUGAAUCUUUCCUGGAAGAUAUCAACAACAUUCUAAACGCUGGUGACGUGCCAAACAUUUACGGGUUCGAUGAGCAGGAUCAGAUUUACUCGGCGAUGAAACCCAUCUGUCAGGAUGCCGGGCUCGUGCCGACAAAGACCAACCUGUUCUCCAUUUACACGAAACGUGUACGCAGUAACCUGCACACUGUCAUCACCAUGAGCCCCCUUGGAGAGAUUUUCCGCGCCAGACUGCGUCAAUUCCCCGCCCUGGUUAACUGCUGUACCAUUGACUGGUUUUCACCAUGGCCAGCAGACGCUCUGAAGUCAGUUGCCAUGAAGUUCCUCCAGGAUAUUCCGGAGCUUGACACUACUGACGAGGUUAUGGAUGGAUUGGUGACUGUGUGCCAAGUUAUCCACCAAUCGGUCGCAGAAUACUCUAAGAAAUACCUGGCGGAAAUGUCUCGUCACAACUACGUGACCCCCACAAGUUACCUGGAGCUGCUCGGGAUCUUCUCCAAGCUUGUAGGCAUGAAGAAAAUGGAACUGAAUACAAGCAGGAAUAGGCUGAAGACUGGUUUGGAAAAGCUGCUGACAACAGCCGAUGAAGUCGCCAAACUCCAAGAAGAGUUAGCCACAAUGAGACCACUGCUUGAGGAAGCAGUAAAAGAAUCCAUCACCACGAUGGAAAAGAUCUCUAAAGACACUAUAGUCGCCAAUGAAACCAAAUCUGUCGUCCAGAAAGAGGAGGCGGCUGCCACAAUUAAGGCUACAGAGACACAGGCCAUCGCUGAUGAUGCUCAGAGAGAUCUGAAUGAGGCUUUGCCUGCACUGGAUGCUGCUGUUGCCAGUUUGAAAUCACUGAACAAGAACGAUGUGGUAGAAGUGAGGGCCAUGCAGCGGCCCCCGGCAGGUGUGAACAUGGUGAUUGAAGCAGUCUGUAUCAUGAAGGGAGUGAAACCCAAGAGGGUCGCUGGUGACAAGCCAGGAACGAAGGUAGAUGACUACUGGGAGCCUGGCAAGGCUCUGCUCUCCGAUCCCGGCAAGUUCCUUGAAGGCUUAUUCAAGUUUGACAAAGACAACAUUCCCGACCCUGUCAUCAAGUUGAUUCAGCCAUACAUUGAUAACGAGUUAUUCGAGCCUGCGGCUAUUCAGAAGGUGUCCAAAGCCUGUACCUCAAUCUGCAUGUGGACGAGAGCCAUGCACAAGUAUCACUUUGUCGCGAAGGGUGUGGCACCAAAACGUGAACGCCUGCGCGUUGCUAGUGAGGAGCUCAGCGAGACCCAGCGACAGUUAGCAGCCGCUAAAGGGCGUCUUCAGGAAGUAGAGGAAGGAAUCGCCACCUUGCAGGCAAAAUACGAAGAUUGCGAGCGUAAGAAGGAGGAGUUGGAAAACAAAUGUGCCGAGUGUGAGGGUCGUCUUGUACGGGCUGACAAGCUGAUUGGUGGACUGGCUGACGAGAAGGAGCGCUGGAAGGUUUCCGUAGAGCAACUUGAGAUCUUCAUCAACAACUAUGUCGGAGAUGUCAUGAUAUCUGCUGGAUAUGUUGCCUACCUUGGAACAUUCACGGGAAAGUACCGCGUCGCAAUGCAGGAAGAAUGGGUCAAACAAAUUGACAACCACAAAGUUCCGCGGACGGACGAUCCGACCCUAGUCUCCACGCUCAGUGAUCCGGUGAAAGUCCGUGGCUGGCAGAUCUAUGGACUACCCAAAGAUAAUUUAUCAGUGGAGAACGGAGUCAUUGUGCAGUACUCACAGCGAUGGCCCUUGUUCAUUGAUCCCCAGGGACAGGCCAACAGAUGGGUGAAAAAUAUGGAAAAAGACAAUGGCUUAGAUGUGAUCAAGCUGUCUGACAAAGAUUUCCUGAGAAGUCUUGAGAAUGCCGUCAGGUUUGGCAAGCCCUGUCUCCUGGAAAACGUGGCUACUGAGCUGGACCCUGCUUUGGAGCCCAUCCUCCUCCGACAGACGUUCAAGCAACAGGGUAGUACAGUGAUCAAACUUGGUGACGCAGUUAUCCCGUACCACAACGACUUCAAGUUCUACAUCACCACAAAACUGCCCAAUCCCCACUAUACACCAGAGGUCUCCACGAAAGUCACCAUUGUCAACUUCACACUGUCACCAAGUGGACUCGAGGAUCAGAUGUUGGGUAUUGCCGUAGCUGAAGAGCGUCCAGAUCUGGAAGAAGCCAAGAACCAACUGAUCGUGAGCAACGCUAAGAUGAGACAAGAGUUGAAAGAAAUCGAGAACAAGAUUCUCUACCGAUUGUCAACGUCAGAAGGAAGCCCAGUCGAUGAUAUCGAUUUGAUCAACACACUUGAACAGUCAAAGAUUAAGUCCAUGGAAAUCUCAGCCAAAGUGCUAGUUGCCGAGCAGACAGAAAAGUCGAUUGACAUAACCCGUAGUCAGUACAUUCCCGUGGCUGUGAAUACGCAGAUCUUGUUUUUCUGCGUGGCCGACAUGGCAAACGUCGACCCCAUGUACCAGUACUCACUCGAGUGGUUUGUUAACAUCUUCCUUGGUGGCAUCAGCAAUGCAGAACGUGCAGACAACCUCCCACAGCGUGUAGAAAACAUCAAUAAAUAUUUCACAUUCAGCCUGUACAGUAACGUGUGCAGAUCGCUGUUUGAGAAACACAAGCUCCUGUUCGCCUUCCUGCUGUGCGCUCGUAUCAAGAUGUAUAACAACCUCAUUGACAUGGAUGAGUGGCGUUUCCUGCUCGCGGGUGGUACAGUGAAACCCAAGGAUAUUCCAAACCCAUCGCCCGACUGGAUCGCUGCAAGAUCAUGGAACGACAUUCUCACAAUGGGCUCUCUAAAAACGUUUGAAAUAUUUUCUGAAGACUUCAAGAACCACCUCGAUGGGUUUAAGAAAAUAUUUGACAGCGCAGCACCUCAUAGAGAGCCGCUGCCUGGAAAAUGGAACGAUAUCGACAUGUUCCAGAAAAUGAUUGUUCUCAAAUGUCUCCGUGCAGACAAGAUCACAGAAGCCAUGCAGGACUAUGUCGCUGAAAACCUUGGCCAGAGGUUUAUUGAACCGCAGACUGCUGACCUCCACCUGGUUUACAAAGAUUCCUCCCCCACAACCCCUCUCAUCUUUGUUCUGUCUGUGGGAACAGAUCCGGCAGCUGAUCUCUACAAGUUUGCCGAGGAGAUGAGGUUCGGAAAGAAACUCAGCGCCAUCUCUCUGGGUCAAGGACAGGGUCCACGUGCAGAGGCUAUGAUGCGAAGUGCCAUGGAGCGUGGCAAGUGGGUAUUCUUCCAGAACUGUCAUCUGGCUCCCAGCUUCAUGCCUGCCCUGGAGAGACUCAUUGAACAGAUUGACCCAGAUAAGGUGCAUAGAGACUUCCGUCUAUGGCUGACAAGUAUGCCGAGCGAGAAAUUCCCCGUUUUCAUCCUGCAGAACGGCUCCAAGAUGACCGUCGAGCCUCCGCGUGGCAUCAAGGCCAACCUGCUCAAAUCGUAUUCCAACUUCAGUGACGACUUCUUUAACACUGCGUCAGACAAGGGUUAUGGUCGUCAACUAGUGCGGGUCCAUGAGUUUAAACAUCUCCUUCUGUCGCUGGCGUUUUUCCAUGGGGUUGCUAUUGAAAGACGUAAGUUCGGUCCUCUCGGCUUCAAUAUUCCCUACGAGUUCACUGACGGCGAUUUCCGUAUCUGUGUCAGCCAGCUGAAAAUGUUCCUGACAGAAUAUUCAACCAUCCCAUUCAAGGUGUUGACCUACACUGCGGGUCACAUCAACUACGGUGGCCGCGUCACAGACGACUGGGAUCGACGUUGUAUGAUGAACAUCUUAGAAGAUUUCUAUAACAAAGAUGCGCUCAACGACGAGCAUUUGUAUUCCGAGUCGGGAGUUUAUCGCCAGAUUUCCACUGCCAUGGACCAUAAUGGAUAUAUCCAGUAUAUACGUAGCUUGCCGAUCAACGACACUCCGGAGAUAUUCGGUCUCCAUGACAAUGCCAACAUUACAUUCGCUCAGAACGAGGCCUUCAUGCAGUUGGAGGCACUCGUCAAACUUCAACCGAAGACAGCGAGUGGCGGUGGAAAGUCUCGUGAAGAGAUCAUGGAAGAGACUGCCAAGCAUAUCAUUAAGCAGGUGCCUCCGCCAAUUGAUGAGGAAAUGGUCGUGAAGAAAUACCCAGUCAUGUACGAACAGUCCAUGAACACAGUGCUCAUACAGGAAGUAAUCAGGUACAACAAGCUGAUUACAACUGUCCACAAGAGUCUCAAUGACAUUCUGAAGGCCCUGAAGGGUUUGGUGGUCAUGUCGCAGCAGUUGGAAGAGAUGUCCAUCAGUCUCUACAACAACAUGGUGCCCGGAAUGUGGGCAGGCAAGGCAUACCCGUCCCUGAAGCCACUUGCAUCAUGGGUGCUUGAUCUGAUUGAGAGAAUGAAGUUCAUUCAGCUUUGGAUUGAUGAUGGACUACCAGCGGUGUACUGGAUCUCCGGGUUCUUCUUCCCGCAAGCUUUCUUGACCGGCACACUCCAGAACUACGCUCGUCAGAAGGUCAUCUCCAUUGACACAAUCUCGUUUGGAUUCGAGAUAAUCCGAGAGAAAAAGGAGGAGUUAAAACAAGGCCCAUCGGACGGGUGUUACAUCAUGGGUCUGUUCGUUGAGGGAGCCCGAUGGGACCAUGUUCAUCACAGCCUGACCGAAUCACGCCCGAAGGAGCUGUAUACAGACUUGCCCAUUCUUUGGCUGAAGCCGGAAGCCAACCGGAAAAUGCCAGAUUCAGGAAUAUAUGACUGCCCUUGCUACAAGACACUUACACGUGCUGGUACACUUUCCACUACGGGUCACUCCACAAACUUCGUAUUCUCCGUGGAACUUCCGACGGACAAAGAACAGAAACACUGGAUCAAGCGAGGCGUUGCCCUGCUCUGUGCUCUCAAUUACUAGACAGACAAUAUAUUACCAGACAUUCAUAGACAAUAAACUAUACACUUUUUAUGUUUUUUGAGCUUUUCCCCAUAUUAUCAUACAUUCAUGGACAAUAAACUACCGGUAUACUCUUCACAUAGAUUUUGAACUUUUUUCCAAACAACUUCAGUUCAUUUUAUUUAUCUGGGCAUUGGUGUGUGUCUUCAUAGAAAUGUUUGCUAAAGUGCCUUCAGAACAAUUAAGAUAACAGAUAAUUAAGGGCCAUACCAUUUCAAUGAAACAGUCUUUAUCAACUGUAUUUUUCCUUAAAUUUAAAAGAAGUGUUUAAAAAUGUUUUGUUUUGUCUAUAAACUGUGUGACAAUGCUUUGAAAUCCAUAAUAGACUUCCAGUAACCAUUGUUUUCAUUUUAUGUAAGGAUUUGGGCUGACAUUCCAUGUACAAAGUUGUGAUUUCAAAAUACCUUUUUAUUGAGUGUGCGUUGUUAUAUAUUUAAGAUAAAGUGAUUUCUGUUAAAUUUAUUAUAAGUUAUGGUUAUUAUAUAGUUUACAUGUAUGUCAUGUGGUAUUUAUAAUUAUUAAUUUAAUGAAAAUAUAAGACUUUAAGUCUUAAUGUUUAUGUCCAAUAUUGAAACUGCUGAAAUUAAAAAAACUUAUAGGCAUAUAUUAAAUAUAAUUAUUUUUGUUAUCCGUCCACUACAUGUAUAUAUUGAAACUGCUGAUACAAAUGUUUAUAUUAUUCAAACUGCUGAACAUAAGAUAUUAUAAUUUACAUUAUUGCUGUGUCUUUGUUAUAUUUAUAACUGUGAUAGUUUAUCCGUCCUCAAGACCAUUAUUGCUAAUAAAUAUUGAAACAUAAAUGUAUACAAUGUUCUAAAAAGUAUUCGACUGUUUUACUGUUUAUACUUUGAAACAAAAGAAAAAAAUGAAACCAUAAAGAUAUGUAUGGAAACAAUAAAUAAAGUAACAUCUUU
Messenger RNA from Mya arenaria, 13680 nucleotides. RefSeq names its product dynein axonemal heavy chain 1-like. NCBI's taxonomy places the organism in Eukaryota, Metazoa, Mollusca, Bivalvia, Myida, Myidae. The transcript has 84 exons. The coding region runs from base 65 to 12727 and encodes 4220 amino acids. Gene Ontology annotation, cellular component: dynein complex. Gene Ontology annotation, biological process: microtubule-based movement. Gene Ontology annotation, molecular function: dynein intermediate chain binding; minus-end-directed microtubule motor activity; ATP hydrolysis activity. The record is from RefSeq and is a predicted model, not a curated record.